AUGUCCACCUCCCGCCCCGCCGCCGCCCCGGCCGCCGCCGAGCCCGCCGAGAAAUCGUUUUUCGAACUGCAGCGCGACCAGCUGGUCAGUGAGAUUGCGCUGUCGCUCGAGCAUGUGCUCAUGAAUAUGAAUGUGCUGAAUCGCUCGCUGGAGGGCGUGAUUGCUGUCGGGAAGGAAUUCGAAAGCGUCGAGGCGCUGUGGUCGCAGUUUGAGAGCGUGAUGGCCAAGAACCCGGAGGAGACGAAGGGCGCGGAGGAGGGCGAGGGGGACGAGAGUACGGUUAUGUAUGAGGGGCUACCGAGGGGGGUUGGGAAGCGGUGA
Morchella sextelata is the source of this 321-nucleotide messenger RNA. RefSeq lists its product as uncharacterized. The coding region runs from base 1 to 321 and encodes 106 amino acids. Gene Ontology annotation, cellular component: mitotic spindle; DASH complex; mitotic spindle pole body. The record is from RefSeq and is a predicted model, not a curated record. The transcript is spliced from 3 exons. Lineage: Eukaryota; Fungi; Ascomycota; Pezizomycetes; Pezizales; Morchellaceae.